GCGCAGAUCCGCCCUCCAGACGCCAUUUCUCGGACGGUGUGGGGAGCUGAAGUAGCUUUCCCACUAACACUGAGAAAGACAGAAGAAAAUACAAGAAAACUGAAAUUUCUCGGUCACCGUGUCGCGCGGGGAAGUCGCUCGCAAUCAAGGAGAGCUACGUGCAAGGAAGGAAACUUUAUGUUGUGAGAUUUUUCGCAAUUCACUUCAGUUCGUUUUGUGUGAAGACGUGUUGCGGGCCGCCAUUUUUGUUACAGCCUUCGAAGUCUGUUGGGAGUCUAAAUAAGAGACAAAACUCCUCCGGCUGUUGGUCUAGUGCGUGAACAAGGACUCGUUGGUGGACGCGUCUGUCAUAUGUCGCCUAGAAUCGUCAUGCAGAGCGAUUUAUUAACAAAAUAUCGCGAUGUUUUCAUCAUCUUGAGAGGACUGUGACUGGAAACGGCUAGCUGGCUAACGCGUUAUAUUGUUUCAGAAGCUGCAGCUUCAUUCACGGAAGAGAGAAAGGGAAGGGGAACUUUAACUGAAAAUACGUGUUUUCUGUGUUCUCUACUAACUUUAUGGUUGUUUUAGCCGGUUCUAAACCUCCCGCGAUUCUUGUGUUGGUGGAAAAUUGAGCGAUGCAUCAAAGUUGGUUGACGCCAGUCGCAGCCUGUCUGGUGAAACGUCAGGUUGCGGUUCAGUAAGACAGUCGAUUUGGCUCGCCUUGGAUUUGACAGAAGUCCAAAAACAUUUGCCAGCUUGUGUAAAAAUAUAUAUUCGCAGUUUAAAUACCUCAAUAAUUUCCUUUGAAGCGUAUUUUGUCAGAGGUACGAGUGUAUUUAUUUCAUAGCAAGUAUGUCGUCUGCGAGGUUCGACUCCUCGGAUCGAGCCAGCUGGUAUUUCGGGCAGGUCUCGAGACAGGAGGCGCAGAAUAGGUUACAGGGACAGAGACACGGGAUGUUUUUGGUUCGAGAUUCGUCCACCUGCCCUGGUGAUUAUGUACUGUCGGUCUCCGAAAACUCCAAAGUUUCUCACUAUAUCAUCAACUCUUUGCCAAACAAGAGAUUCAAGAUAGGCGACCAAGAGUUUGAUAAUUUACCUUCCCUUUUGGAGUUUUAUAAAAUACAUUAUCUGGAUACGACAACAUUGAUAGAGCCUGCGCCAAGGUACUCCAGUACCUCUUUGAACAGUGGCCGUAUUCAGACAGCUGGUGGACACGGAGAUGAGAACCAGGAGUAUGUGCGGACUCUUUAUGACUUCACUGGUAGCGAUACUGAAGACCUUCCUUUCAAGAAGGGUGAAAUUCUGAUUAUUCUGGACAAACCCGAGGAGCAGUGGUGGAGUGCCAAGAAUAAAGAAGGCAGAGGAGGGAUGAUUCCUGUUCCGUAUGUAGAAAAGCUGGUGAGACCUUCUCACCCUGGUCAGCCUGGCCACGGUUCACGCAAUUCGAAUAGCUACGGUAUCCCUGAACCAGCACACGCCUAUGCCCAGCCUCAGACUCCGUCGCCCCUGCCCCCUGUCACGCCCGGUGCUGUCAUCAAUCCGCUGCCUUCCAUGCAGAAUGGACCAGUAAUGGCUAAGGCCAUCCAGAAACGGGUGCCAUGUGCAUAUGACAAAACUGCUUUGGCACUAGAGGUGGGGGAUAUUGUGAAAGUAACUAGGAUGAACAUCAGCGGCCAGUGGGAAGGCGAGGUAAACGGCCGGAGAGGUUUAUUUCCUUUCACCCAUGUGAAAAUAUUGGACCCCCAAAACCCUGAUGAGAGUGAAUGACCUGGGCCUUGCUGCGUCAACACCAUGCCGACUUGCUGGCAGUCCCAUCAUGUCACCAUCGGUAUUGCGCUUGCCUGCCUUGGGACUCAGCCAGGGUGCAUUUCUCAAGCAAACCAUUUGCGCGGCUUCUGACUGUUUACAGCUCUGAAAUCAGUGGGUUCUUAAUCCCUCUCACCUGGUUGCAGGCGAAUCAGUAUUUUAUUUUGUCUGCCCUUAAUGUCCUCUUUAUCUAUGCCAUCAGUACACGUGCCGAGGUGAGAUGAGCCCCUAACAGUUUUCUGCCUUUAGCUUUGACUUAAAGGGAAUUGAAAUUCUUUCAAGGGUGUGGACCUGCAGAUUACACCUCCUGGUUCCAUUGCCAACUGCUUACCUGUUAAAAUACAUUUCCCCCAUAUAUUUUGCCUUGUUGUUACAUAUGAACAUACUCCUAGUGAUACUGUUUUGACACUUGGUAACAGCCCUGGAUAGGCCACAUCUGAAUAAGGGUUGAGUAUUUCAGUGGCAGGUCCUUAGAGUAGAAACAACUGCUCCACUUCUGAAUGACUUUUAGUAGAGAUUCACCAGUUUUUCCUCAAUGAGUAUAACAUUUUGGACUAGUCUACUGUAGCCUUUUAUUUGUGCCAUAACUUGAAAUCUGUAAAUUGCAGUACUAGUGUAACUAGAUGGUUCUGGCUAGACCACCGGGGGAUUUAUCUUUCGAAUGGUGAAGGGCUUGUCUGUAGAGCAUUUUGUAUCCAGAUGUAAUGUCUUAAUGAUGCGAGAGAGGGUUUGGAGAGAGUAAGAGGGGAAAUAAAUACACCUCUCUACGAUUGGCCAAGCUGGAAGUUUCACCUGUGCAAUCAUGAGCUCGUCUCUUGAGGGCUGGAUUUCGUUUCUGACUCUCCCCUCAUCUUGGUCUCAUACUCAUGGCAGUAAAGUCUGGUUCUCUCUCUUUCUUGACUGUUACAGCACAUUACAAAGUCUCUGCUACACAGAUAUUCAACUUUUAUAGUUUCUGCAUAAUUCAGUAAAGAACUACCAGCUUUAAGGUUUCUGUUUCUUUCUUAUGUUUGCCAGCUGAUGAAUAAUGCAUUUACUGUGUGUUGGAUAAAAUGGUGUGAAAAGUUUGAAUGAGGUGACUUUUUCGGAAAAAAAAGGGAUAAAAAGCCUGCUGGUGGCCUCUGUGCAUGACCUCCUUGCCAAGAGGACGUUUCCUCUUAGGUUAAAUGCUGCUUUGUGUCAUGUCUUUUUUGUGUCUGUUUUUUUCCUCUUUGAAAUUAAUGCCUCUGUUUGAUUUCCUUCUUCAGCAUCAAGAUUAAAAUUAUAUUAAGCAAUAGACCAACUCUUAUAUUUUAGAUUUGCUUGAAUAAUUUAAGGUUUCAAAUGUGUAAGAGUUUUUGUAAGGCUUUAACAGUAUUACUGUGUUAUUGUUUCACAUUACAAAAUAUUAAUGUGCUCUCUUUGGUUUAAAAUGAAAAUUUGUGCCUUUUAUUUUUCUUACAUCAUUUACAUGUGUUAAUAUUUCCCAUGGUAAACACCUGUGCUGGUAUUACCCAUCAUGUACAGAACGAGUAAAUAAAAUUAUGUCUACUUCUC
This is a messenger RNA of Triplophysa rosa, 3321 nucleotides long. It is a transcript of the gene crkl, whose product is annotated as v-crk avian sarcoma virus CT10 oncogene homolog-like. NCBI's taxonomy places the organism in Eukaryota, Metazoa, Chordata, Actinopteri, Cypriniformes, Nemacheilidae. The coding region runs from base 832 to 1746 and encodes 304 amino acids. Gene Ontology annotation, molecular function: protein binding. The transcript has 3 exons. Gene Ontology annotation, biological process: positive regulation of ERK1 and ERK2 cascade. The record is from RefSeq and is a predicted model, not a curated record.